Molecule: messenger RNA, 3564 nt
Organism: Aphis gossypii (cotton aphid)
Lineage: Eukaryota; Metazoa; Arthropoda; Insecta; Hemiptera; Aphididae
Gene: spidey
Product: very-long-chain 3-oxoacyl-CoA reductase
Exons: 5
Coding region: 293-1411 (372 amino acids)
Cellular component (GO): endoplasmic reticulum
Molecular function (GO): oxidoreductase activity
Source: RefSeq, a predicted model, not a curated record
ACGAUUCACUGUUUUAUUAUAAAUUUUAUUAAUCGACAUCGUUGUGUUCGAGUUUCGCAAUGUUGCGGUUCCCGUGAUUUUAUUCGUCGAGUGCGCAAGCGCGUGUACAAUCUACGAUAUUAUACGCGCAAUGAACACCGAAAUAAGUAAUAAUAAUAAUCUAUAAUAUUAUAAUGGACCUCAUUAGUCGUAAUAAAACACCUAACCAAUACGUCCACUACGCGGACGGUCGUUUUGUAUCGCAGUUACAAUAUAAGCAGCAGCAGCAGCAGCAAGACACGUAGCCGGAACGAUGUCUUCCACGACAGCGGGUCAGUCCACGUCCGCUUCCGCGGGCGUGUCCACCAACAGCGUGCUGGAGAAGCUCGGCCUGUUGCUCGUCGCCCUGGUCGUGCUCCGCCUCACCCGGGCCGCCAUGAAGUUCGCGUACAGGCACGUUCUCGGCCCGUCGGCCCUGUGCCGGGGCACCGUCGACUUCGUCAAAUGUGGCAAGUGGGCCGUUGUGACAGGCGCCACGGACGGGCUAGGCAAGGCGUACGCCCGGCAACUGGCGGGCCGCGGCAUGGACGUCGUGCUCGUCAGCCGGACUCAGGCCAAACUGGACGCGACCGCCGACGAGAUCCGCGCCCAGUACCCGAGUCGCCGCGUCAAGUGCGUCCGGGCCGACUUCACCGACCCGGACACUUCCGCGGUCUACAGUCACGUCGGCCGCGAGCUUCACGGGCUCGAGGUGGGCGUGCUGGUCAACAACGUCGGGCUGUCGUACCCGCACCCCGAGUACUUCCUGAAAGCCGCCGAAGACCGGUGCGGAGACGCAGACGGUGGCAAGGCCGCAGCGUCCGCCGGAUGGGGACCUCAGCUGUUCGACGACAUGGUCCGGUGCAACAUCACUUCCAUGGUCAACAUGUGCCGGCUCGUGAUGCCCGGCAUGGCCGACCGGAAGCGCGGGUGCGUCAUAAACAUCGGAAGCACCGCUUCCCGGAUCCCGUGCCCUCUGUUGACGAUGUACGGGGCCACCAAGAAAUUCGUCGAAAAAUUUAGUCGCGAACUCAACACCGAAUACGGCGGUAAAGGCAAACACGGCACAAACAUCACAGUGCAAUGCGUGAUGCCCGGUUACGUAGCGACUAAGAUGAGCAAGAUCGCGCGUACAUCGUGGCUGGUUCCGUCGCCGGACACUUUCGUCAAGUCAGCGCUCCAGACUACUGGACUGGAACCGGUCACCACUGGUUACUUUCCGCACACACUGAUGGUGAAAGCCAUCGAACUCGCUGAGAGCAUAUCCGAGUCGAUGAUGGCCCGGACAGUAAUGAACAACAUGUUGGGCAUUCGGGCUCGGGCCUUGCGCAGACUGGCCAAAGAACAACAGCAGCGCGAAGAAGCACAGUCCGCCACGGCUACCGACAAAUAGAUCAAACAGAUAUCUCAAUAAUUAUAGUUUUAUACACCGGCUAUAAUAUGAAACGUAGCCCACAUCGCCCCCGCCAUCGCCACUAACAAUCCGUCAUGGACGUCUUGUCACUGCCUCGACAAAUGCCGCGUACACCACCACAUUACAGUUGUAUCGGUAGUUUGUAGUUUUAUGUUUAAGGAUUGGAAUUUGUAAUUUUAUGUUAAGGUUUAGAAUAUGUAAUUCUAUGUUAAAGGUUUAGAAUUAAUAUAGUUUAUAAGAAACGAAACAUCUUAUUAAGUUUUAGGAUCGAUAGAUUAGAAUAAAUUAAUUAUAAAAAUGUCAAAAUCAUGAUGGUGAUUAUAGUAUUAGGGCAUAUAUUGUACCUAUAUUAACUAUUACUAUUGUAUUUGUGGUUAUUAAUAAUUAUUAAGGAUAAAUUAUGACAUUAAUGGUUCCCAGUUUAAAUGGUAAUUAUGUUUCAGAUCAUUGGUAUGUUAAUUAAGUUAAAUCCCUGAAAUUAUAUUCUACCCCUCACAUCUUUAACACAAUACUACAAUUUCCUUAAAAAAAAAAAUAUAAUAUCCCUCAAGUUGUCUGUUUUAAAUCUCAACCAAUCACAUUUCUCUACCUCCGGGCAUAAUUUCCUAAUAAUGGGACUUAACAUCUAAACGAUCAGACGACAUUUCUCGGGACUAACCCGUUCUUGACCUUUUCUUCUACAGAUUUCGUUGUUUAUUUGUUAAUUCAUCAAUUUCUACUAGUAGGCAGAUGACUGUCAUUGUACUUGAAAUCUAGUUAUUUUUAUUUUAUUAAAAACGUUCAUUAAAACUGAAGUUGCAUCUGUGAUCUGUGUACAGAAUAACCUUAAUAUUACUUUUAUGUAUAAAGUUCGGUUAAGAUGAAUCGACACUGGUUUACCUAAGCUAUAACGUCACAAAGUACUAGUAUAUAGUACUUAAUGUACUACUACGUGGGACUUAUUAGUUUUAGUAUUUGAUAAAUUUACUAUAGGUUAUAGAUAGUUAUGUUUUUUUUAAAGUUUUUAUUAAUUUUUUCCUUAUUGUCAGUUUAAGACUUUCCAACAUUGUUAUACUGCUUACGCGGUGGUGUUGGCUAAGUCUUAGCUAUGAUGUUGAUAAAUCUACUUAAUUUUAAUCAUGCCAUAAGAGUGUUUCAUGUUUAAGACAUGCCUCUGUAUGGCAUACAUGCUAAUUAAUUAUAGUUAUUAUUAAGUUGGGUAUAUUUUAUAUAUACCAAAAAUUAAGCUUCUAAACACAUAUGAAACAUUUAAAUUAGUGGUACCAUAUAAUAUUUUUAUAUUUUUGUUUUAAGAGAUUUUAUAUGGCGUUUUUGUUUUUUUUUUGUACCUAAGUGCUGCCUCUAGCCAUAAAUUCCGAAAUAAACUAACAACAAUCAAUGUUAUUUGUACGUACACGGGGACUCGUAGCGAUAUUCGAGCGUUAUUUUGUAUUUGGAUUAAAUUUAGUUAGUAGUUUUGAAUAUUUUUUAAGUAUGUAUAUACUAAUGUGUUACGUUACACGCGUAAUCUAAACGUUUAAUCGAUUCAAAAAGGUUACUACUGCUACUGCAAUACAUUAUAGUAUUGUAAUAGAAACAAGUAAUGCCUUAUAGUAGAUAUAGUUAUUUUAUCAUUUUGAAUUAUAAUAUAUUAAUAAUUUAAAUUAAAUAUUAUUGCUUAUUAUAUAAUAUAUGCCUAUAAUACUAUUAUACGUUAUUAUUUAUUAUAUACUAUCGUUAUUGUACUGUAAUAUUAUUAUAUAAUAAUACGUCGGAAACACUACAAUGAGAAGACAUUUAAUUUUUAUUAUAACUGUUGUCGUAUAAAAGUAUACAUCUAUUAUGUUUUUAAUUCUAUAACAAUAUACCACGACUGUAGUAAAAUCUAAAAAAGAUUUUUAGGACUGCACUCAACAACUUUUAGCUAGUACUAUAAUGAAAAAAAAUGUCAGUGUAUCACUAGUAGUAUUGCGACGUAGUUUAAGUAGGUAUAUUUAAAAUUGUUCUGGCCUUAUAACCUUAAAUGUAGCUUAGUGUUUAAUUAAAAUGGAAAAAAUUGUCGAAGAAACCGAACUUUGUUCUAUUAUAUUGUAAUAUUAUUCAUUACGGAUUUUUGUCGUGUAUAAUAAACAUUGUACAUUCUUCGACUGCAA